AUGGCGGAGGAGGAAGUGAGCAACAAGCAGAUAAUUCUGAGGGACUACGUGAGUGGAUUUCCCAAAGAGUCCGAUAUGAUUUUCAAGGAGACUAUCGUCAAAUUGAAAGUUCCAGAAGGUUCGAACGCUAUUCUGAUGAAGAAUCUCUACCUUUCCUGUGAUCCCGCCAUGCGAUUUCGCAUGAAGAAGAUGGAAGGGAGCUACGUCGAUUCCUUCGUUCCUGGUUCUGCAAGUUCUGCUGUUGUUGAUCACGGCAUUACUUCUACAGUUUUAGGAGAUGGAUUUGUUUUUGAACAAUUCUUAAAGUACUGUGUUACUACUAUAAUAUUGUAA
This is a messenger RNA of Ilex paraguariensis (yerba mate), 333 nucleotides long. The record is from the annotation of a GenBank genome assembly. Lineage: Eukaryota; Viridiplantae; Streptophyta; Magnoliopsida; Aquifoliales; Aquifoliaceae.